Molecule: messenger RNA, 1907 nt
Organism: Sardina pilchardus (European sardine)
Lineage: Eukaryota; Metazoa; Chordata; Actinopteri; Clupeiformes; Clupeidae
Product: alpha-1,3-mannosyl-glycoprotein 4-beta-N-acetylglucosaminyltransferase C-like
Biological process (GO): protein N-linked glycosylation
Molecular function (GO): acetylglucosaminyltransferase activity
Source: RefSeq, a predicted model, not a curated record
UUUUACAUUUUGUUUCUUUUUCUGUAAUGUUUUUUUUCUUCUUGUAAAAUGAACUACUUCUAGUCAGGAAAAGUUCAAAAAACAUUUUGUUGUCUGGUCGCUCUUUUAGGACUAGAAUAACCACUGAUUUCCCUUUGAUUGACAGCUGGGAGCCUUCGGAUCUUGGAAAUCUACCAGGAGAUCUUGCAGAGAUGAGAUGUUACUGGGGCUCCACCAUCAGGUCAGGCAUUGCAAUUGUCAUCGUAACUGGCCUAUAUCUUUCAGUUGGUCAGAUUCCAUGGAGGAAAACCAGUUGGUCAAAUGGUCAUGAGUGGUCUUCAAUUGUCCCGGACACUAUCAUGCCUUUUAAUGUAACCUUAGACCUUCUUGCCGGCACCCUUCCACCAAUACAAAAGUAUCUCACAGUUGGUCUUUCUUCAGUCAAGAGAAAGAAAGAAAACUACUUAAUGGACACUCUAAAUUCCAUCUUCUCCCAUUCUUCCAAAGAGGAGCUCUCUGAGAUGGUGGUGGUGGUUCUCCUUGCUGACUUUGACCUGGCCUGGGUAAAGGAGACCAGGCAAAAGAUCACCAGUGCGUUCCACGUUCAUCUGAACCAGGGUGAGCUCCUGGUCAUCCACGCGUCUCAGGAUCUCUACCCUCCCCUGACGGGACUGAAAAGGAACUUCAACGACGCUCCGGACCGGGUGACCUUCCGCUCAAAGCAGAAUGUGGACUACUCCUUCUUGGUCCACUUCAGCGCCAACCUCUCUCAGUAUUUCAUCAUGGUGGAGGACGACGUGUUGUGCGCCCAGGGUUUCCUCUCUGCCAUACGCAAACACGUGCUCAAGAUGGGAAGCACCCGGUGGACGACGCUGGAGUUCUCCAAGCUGGGCUACAUCGGGAAGCUCUACCACUCGGAAGACUUGCCACUGCUCGCCCGCUUUCUUUUGCUCUUCUACCAGGAGAUGCCAUGCGACUUCCUGCUCUCUCACUUUCGGACACUGCUCAUGCAGGACAAGGUCAUCCGCAUGCGCCCAUCCUUGUUUCAGCACAUGGGCAAGUUCUCAUCCUUCCUGGGGACCUACAAUGGCCUCAAGGAUGACGAAUUUGUAGAGGAGCCAGCAGAUAACCCACCUGCAGAGGUCCUGACCAACAUUGAGCCUUACAAGGACAAAAGCCCCGUGAAUGCCUACAACCAAGGUUCAGAUUUCUUUUGGGGAUUGUCUCCCAAACAAGGAGAUUAUUUUAUGGUGAUGUUCAAUCAGCCCGUGCUGCUCUCACGAAUCUCCAUUGAGACAGGAUCUGAGAACAAGUAUAUUCUCUUAAAUGCUGUUGUUGAGGUUGGACGUGUCAUUGAGAAGUCACACACACCAUCUUCCUGCUCAGAUCUCCACAGCUUGGGGUUACUCAAUGCGGGUCAGUUUGAAAUGAGGAAUAUUUACGAGACUGUUAAGUCAACUGUGGCCUGCUUAAAUAUUCGAGUCACACAAAAGCAAAAUGACUGGGUGAGGAUACAGAAUAUUCGGGUUUGGGAAAGAAGUUAAAUAAAUAAUAAUAAUAAUUACUAUUACUACUACUACUACUACUACUACUACUACUACUGGUACUAUUGUUAUUAAUAUUAUAUGUUGAUGAUCUAUUUAUACAUCUCAAAAGGGGACUUUCUCACGUCCCAGCAGCUGUUAAUGAACACUAGAUAGAGCCCUUGCAACUCAAUCUGGGCUGUGAGUACACAAUGGCUUUAUAUGCAAGUUCACAUGCAGGGCUCUGUAAAAGACAUACAAAAAUGCAGUAUAUUACUGUUGUAAAUGUUGGUAUUUUUCCUAGAUAUUGUACCAUUCUCUAUAAUAGCUUAAUAUUUAAGCACAUUUCCAAAGUACUGUACACUAUCCAAUCCAGUAGUUCACUGUACUUUUUGUGAAACAACA